AAGCAGCAAGCUGGUUAAUUUCUGUUACAUCACUUCGCGUUGCCUUCGAAGGCUGGUCUGCGCUCAGUGUUUUCGUGGUGAUGCAAGUCGGCUCUCUGUUCCAGCACUUGGAUCCCUCCCAUUCCUCAGUACCUCGCAGGUCUCUUCCCCCGAGCAGUGCGUUGCUGGAGCCAGCAGAGGCUUACAAAUCAGCCGCAGGUCCCUGUUUUGAAAAGCAGAGACACAGAGGCAGAGGAAAAGGGUGGACUCCUAUGUGACCCGUUCUUAGCGCAAGACAAUCACCAUCUGAAUUCCAGAAGCCCUGUUCAUGGUGGGGGAGAUUUUUGCGACUGCAUGGAAUCAGAAAGAAGCAAAAGAAUGGGAAAUGCCUUCAUGCCCCUGAAAAGAAUUGCUUAUUUCCUAUGUCUCUUAUCUGCGCUUCUGCUCACGGAAGGGAGGAAACCAGCGAAGCCAAAAUGCCCUGCCGUGUGUACUUGUACCAAAGAUAAUGCUUUAUGUGAGAAUGCCAGAGCUAUUCCACGCACCGUUCCUCCUGAUGUUAUCUCAUUAUCCUUUGUGAGAUCUGGUUUUACUGAAAUCUCAGAAGGGAGUUUUUUAUUCACACCAUCGCUGCAGCUCUUGUUAUUCACAUCGAACUCCUUUGAUGUGAUCAGUGACGAUGCUUUUAUUGGUCUUCCACAUCUAGAGUAUUUAUUCAUAGAAAACAACAACAUCAAGUCCAUUUCAAGACAUACUUUCCGGGGACUAAAGUCACUAAUUCACCUGAGUCUUGCAAACAACAAUCUCCAGACGCUUCCAAAAGAUAUUUUCAAAGGCCUGGAUUCUUUAACAAAUGUGGACCUGAGGGGGAACUCAUUUAACUGUGACUGUAAACUGAAGUGGCUGGUGGAGUGGCUCAGCCACACCAACGCCACCGUGGAAGACAUCUACUGUGAAAGCCCCCCGGAAUACAAGAAGCGCAAAAUCAACAGUCUCUCCUCCAAGGACUUUGAUUGCAUCAUCACAGAAUUUGCAAAGUCUCAAGACCUGCCUUAUCAAUCACUGUCUAUAGACACCUUUUCAUACCUGAACGAUGAGUAUGUAGUGAUUGCUCAGCCUUUUACUGGAAAAUGCAUUUUCCUCGAAUGGGACCACGUGGAAAAGACCUUCCGGAAUUACGACAACAUUACAGGCACGUCCACGGUGGUGUGUAAGCCCAUUGUCAUUGACGCCCAGCUCUAUGUUAUCGUGGCCCAGCUGUUUGGUGGCUCUCACAUCUAUAAGCGAGACGGUUUGACAAAUAAAUUCAUAAAAAUCCAGGAUAUUGAAAUUCUCAAAAUCCGAAAACCCAAUGACAUCGAAACCUUCAAGAUUGAAAGCAACUGGUACUUUGUCGUUGCGGACAGUUCAAAGGCGGGUUUUACCACCAUUUACAAAUGGAACGGAAAUGGAUUCUACUCCCAUCAAUCCUUGCACGCGUGGUACAGGGACACCGACGUGGAAUACUUAGAAAUAGUCAGAACGCCUCAGACACUCAGAACGCCUCAUUUAAUCCUGUCCAGUAGUUCCCAGCGUCCGGUCAUUUACCAGUGGAACAAAGCAACACAGCUAUUCACUAACCAGACGGACAUUCCCAACAUGGAGGACGUCUACGCGGUAAAGCAUUUCUCGGUGAAGGGUGAUGUGUACAUUUGCUUGACGAGAUUCAUUGGUGAUUCCAAAGUCAUGAAAUGGGGAGGUUCCUCGUUCCAGGAUAUUCAGCGGAUGCCAUCGCGGGGAUCCAUGGUGUUCCAGCCUCUUCAGAUCAAUAAUUACCAAUAUGCAAUUCUUGGAAGUGAUUACUCUUUUACUCAAGUGUAUAACUGGGAUGCAGAAAAAGCCAAAUUUGUGAAAUUUCAGGAAUUAAAUGUUCAGGCGCCAAGAUCCUUCACGCAUGUGUCCAUUAAUAAGCGUAAUUUUCUUUUUGCUUCCAGUUUUAAGGGAAAUACACAGAUUUACAAACAUGUCAUAGUUGACUUAAGCGCAUGAGACGCCAAGUUCUGUGGCCGCCAUCAGAAACUUUCUACAGUUCAUGACCCGGAUUAACUCAAUGCAUGAUGACUCUUCUUAUCACACUUGCAAAUGAAUGCCUUUCAAACAUUGAGACUGCUAGAACCAAGCACUACCAGUAUCUUCGUCCUUAACUGUCCAGUCCAGUGGUGUGGGAAGUUACCUUUUCUAAGACAAAAUUUAAUUGAGUGACUGUUCUUUGCAGUGAAGAUGUAUAAAUAAGCGUCUAAUGGUAUCUGUUACUCCAAAAAGAAAUAUUAAUAUGUACUUUUCCAUUUAUUUAUUCAUGUGCUCAGAAACAACUGCCAAAUAAAAUGUUUACAUUUUCUUUCAUAUCCCAAAGGUAAUUAUUUACAGGAGUUUUUUUAUUCUUGCUGAUAGUAUGUCGAAGAAAGCGUUUUAUUCCACAGGGUUAUAUUUGGAUCGAGGAUUUAUGGUGUGAAGAAUGAGUGAAGAUAAAACACUGAUGUUGAUUAUCCAUCAUUUAAGAACACGUUUGUCUGUGGCUGUAUCAGCUGAUGUUGAACAUUCAAAGGUGUUUCCAAAAGUCAUGGCUUUUAGGGAUAUUUUUGAGGUGAGAUGGUGACCAAUUAUAAGAAGGGUAGAGAAAUUUGCCUGUUACAAGAAGACUCGUUUGAAAUAAGGAACAGGAAGACCUAUCCUUUGCUGUCUGAUAACCCCAGCUAAAAACGUCACUCAGACAACUUAUAGAAGAAACUAAAAUCAAGACUUAGGAUUCUAAAAACCCUAUUCGGGGAAUUUCUAAAUAUCUGACUCAAGAAUCACCUGACAAUUGGUAGAGAUAGUAACCUUCCAGUAUGUGCCUCAAAUAUCCCCGCUAUAAAGGCCUCUUAAUCUGAUCAAGGAUGCUUUGCUUCUAGAUAUCAAUUUUGAUGUUAUUUACCUGCUGAUGAGUGCCUCAAAGACUCCUAUUCGACAUUCUAAAUUUCCACUCCAGGUUCACAUGGGUCAUUCGCCCCUUCCACAAUGCCUGUGAUAUAGCUGGCGCUCACAAAAAAUGCUUUUGAAGAAGCACAUGUCCUCCUGUUAAAAUAUAAUAAACUUUAUGAGGCCUCUUGA
Carlito syrichta (Philippine tarsier) is the source of this 3108-nucleotide messenger RNA. It is a transcript of the gene LGI1, whose product is annotated as leucine rich glioma inactivated 1. The record is from RefSeq and is a predicted model, not a curated record. The transcript has 8 exons. The coding region runs from base 334 to 2007 and encodes 557 amino acids. Gene Ontology annotation, molecular function: protein binding. Lineage: Eukaryota; Metazoa; Chordata; Mammalia; Primates; Tarsiidae.